AUGGUUAUUCCACAUGCUUUCUUGAACGCUGACGGCCUCUGUGCAUAUGCCGCUCACAGUACUGGCCUGGAACCACAUCUCUACUACACUCAAUUUCUUCCCAGCAGUUCUUCUACACCUUCCUGGUUGAGGAUCCAUCAUGCUGCCGUAAUCAAACACCGGAGGACUAAAUCCAAAGACUGA
This is a messenger RNA of Ilex paraguariensis (yerba mate), 183 nucleotides long. NCBI's taxonomy places the organism in Eukaryota, Viridiplantae, Streptophyta, Magnoliopsida, Aquifoliales, Aquifoliaceae. The record is from the annotation of a GenBank genome assembly.